This is a messenger RNA of Phytophthora infestans T30-4, 2189 nucleotides long. RefSeq lists its product as uncharacterized. The record is from RefSeq and is a predicted model, not a curated record. Bases 1 to 2133 code for a protein of 710 amino acids. The transcript is spliced from 4 exons. NCBI's taxonomy places the organism in Eukaryota, Oomycota, Peronosporomycetes, Peronosporales, Peronosporaceae.
AUGCCGCUGCUGACAAAGAUGAUGGAAUCUACAGAGAAGUUCGAAGACAAAGCCAUUGAGUUCGCUCAAGAGCAAGUCGCCAGACGUGAAGAGGAGGAAGACCAACUGGGAUACGUCCCAAGACACAAGUCUAUUAUGAAGAAAGCUGUGGAAGCUGCAGAGGACUUCAUCGCCGAGCGAGGAUCACCUCGAUCUAGGUCCAGAUCCAGUUCAAGCUCGAGUUCCAGUUCUAGUUCGGACGAGGACUGUGAGAGGUACACUCGCUCAAGCGAAGAGCCAGGAAGCUACUCGACUGUGGUUGUUGCGACAACCACGAGUGUUGUUAACCCUGGCGUCAGCGACUACAACACUCCAAGCUAUCCCACCGCAAACUACGAGAGUAGGGAUGAUCACUAUACUGAGAGCUCUCGCGACGGCUCUACAGUUUAUGAACGGCGCACUGUUGAGGUAUCCUCCUACCCGCAAAACUCGUUUGUGGCCUCCAACUCGUAUGAAUCAACUGGUAACACCCACUCGAACUACUCGCAAGUGAGAGAGGAGGCUGAUAGCUACACUACCAGCUCUGUGUAUCGCCCACCUUACGAUCAGAAUGAGGUUACCAAUACCUGCUACGAGAGGACCGAGAUCGACAACAACGCGGGUGUGUCUUCGUCCUACUCAUCUCGUGUCGAAAAGGACAUCAGCUACCCCGGCCGGUCGGGUACGGGUCUGACCAGUCGAAAUAACAGCUCAAGUUAUCACGAGGAAGACAUCAGCUACUACAGUCGAACGGGUACAGGUCUCGACUACGACUCGGUUCGCGACAACAGCUCGAGCUAUCGCGAGGAAGACGUGCAUUACUGCAGUAGAAAUGAUACGAGUCUUGGCUUUGAAUCGAGCCGAGAGAACGCCUAUCGCAAGGAGGAUACUAGCUACUCUAGUCGAACGGAUACGGGCGUCGGCUUUGGAAGGGCUGAUGACAUUUCGCGUGGCGAUCGACGUGUGUACGACCGCUUCCGCGAGAACGACACAUACGAAUCGUCUCGGGAGCUACCCAGCUAUUGGGUCAAGCACAUACUCGCGUCGAGUGGUCACUUCAUCGCGGACGCAAAACUACUGAUUAGCGUAAAAUUCACGGAUCUCAAACUCAUUGCGAUGGACUUCUUCAAUAAGGCAAAGGAGGCGGCCGAGAAGCUGACAGGGGGCGGCGACUCGACUAAAAAGGAUGAUAAGAAAGAGAGCGAGUCCAUCUUCACGAAGGCCAUUGAAGCGGUAGACAAGUACCACGUGAAGGACAAGGCGGUCGAGUACGCGCAGAAGCAGGUGGCCAAGAGGGAGGAGGAGAAACUCCAACCUGGCUACGUCGAGAAGAAGGACAAGUCCAUCGUCGAUAAGGCCAAGGAGGCAGCUGAGGAUUUCCUUGCGAAACAAGGCGACAAACCGACCGAAACUCCGGCUAGCAAGCCUGUUAAGUCGAGAUCUCGAUCGAGCUCCAGCAGCUCCAGCUCUAGCUCGGACAGCGAGAAGGAACGACCCAAAAGCCCACAAAACAAGCCAGUCGUUGAGCACCAAGCUAUUCCACCCAUUUAUCCGUCAAAUACUGGGGUGAAUAUUGAGGCGUCCUUGGGUAGAAUGAACCUUGACAGAGACACGUGUGACUACGAGCGCUACCCCAGCAGCUCAGGCAAGUAUGAGACUUAUCAGGAGUAUUGGAGUCGACGCAGCGCUGUCGAUAACACCCAAACGCAACCAAGUUACUCCAAUGACUCGUCCUAUAGCCGCCAGCAAGCGGAAUCUUCGCCGUAUUACCCUUCUGGAGCCGAGAACAGCAGUUCGUAUUACCAGGAUGACAGAGAAGCACAAAGCUACUCACGUCGUCCAGGUGGAGACAGCGACAGGAACUAUUCAGGUGGAAAUUACUCCACCAGACAGUAUCAAAGCUCUGAAGAGUAUUAUCGUUCUCCGGACGAUCGAAACUACCUCAGCGGCUCCGAGUCGGGGCGUUAUCAGAGUUCAGAAGGGUAUAUUGGCCGAUCGGGAGGAGAGGGUAGGAACUACCCGAGCUACACAAGUGGAACAACCAGCAGUAGCGGGUAUUCCCAUGAGACCAGCUCGAGGCCGUAUGGACACUACGCUUCGAAUGGCCACGUAUAAAGCCCUCUACGUAUUAAUACAAGGAAGAGCAAAAACCAUUGUGUUUCGAAUACAAA